CUGCCAAAUUCGAAUUGAGCGAGUGUGUGUGUGGGAAGUUUCAGAGAAAGAACAAAGUAAAAAUUUUAAGUUGCUAUUGCUACCAGCUGCUGCUAAUUUAGGAAAUUCGUAACAUUCAGGAACGCGUAGACAUGGCCAAGGUUAUUUCCCAGGACACCUUCGACGAUGUCGUCAAGGAGAAUGUGGUGGAGUUCUCCAUGACGCCAUCGGAGGCCAAGGAGGAGACCAUCAAACAGUUCGAGGCGCAAGGCAUAAACCUGGCCAACAUCAUUAAAGACCUGUCCAUUAAUCCAGAAUCUGGGAAACCCGUCAUUAACGAAACAGUUGACCAGAUCAAGGAGCACAUUGGUCAAAAGACUGUUAGCACUGCCCAGCUGCUGGAACAGCUGACCAUCCUGGAUGCAGAAUGCGCUAAAUCGUUAGCACAUCGGGUCUUGGCCGGAAAGAACGGGGCCCACGAUUCCCUGAUAACGCUCCUCGAACAGACACUCUCCUCCGAUUCACCCAACGAAGACUUGAUCAAGAAGUGCCUGGAGGCUGUCAACAGUCUGACCAACAAACAGCCGGAUUUGUUUGAUGCGGAGGCAAUGGCCGUAGUCCUAAAGCUUUUAUCGUUGGAGCAGAAUAGUUCGGAAAGGGAGGAAAUUACUUUGCUCACGCUUCAAUGGCUUCAAAAGGCCUGCAUCAUGCACGAAAUGAACCGCCAGAAUAUCAUGAACACACCAGCCCUAAAAUUGAUGAAGCCAUUGCUUGGCAAAGACAAGCCGCGCCUGGUGCGUGAGCUCACCGCCGUGUUCAGAUUCCUGGUGUUGGACGACGAUAUUCGUGUGGAGUUUGGCUGCGCCCACGAACACGCCCGUCAAAUAGCCAACGAGGUCUUACUUCCUUUGGUGGAGUUGCUCCCCGCUUACCAAGAUCCCAAUGUACUAGCCGACCUGCUCCUCACUAUUGGAACGUUGGCAGUUCGUCAAGAACUUUGCACAGCCAUCGACGAGGCUGGCGGUCUGAAGAUCGUCUUUGAGAUUAUGAGCAACAACCUCGGAGAGGUUCGUUUGAAUCGGGAGGGUCUAAAGCUCCUGCGGGCACUGGCUGGACACGACUCUGUAAAGGCGCACAUUGUGCAGCAGGGAGUGGCUCCCAUCGUAAAGCAGCUGUUGGAAACGCACCAAAACAACGAAAAUAUCGUAGCGGCUGCAUUGGCUUGUAUCACCACGCUUACGCUUAGAGUUAAGGAACACAGUGCAGCAUUCUUCGAGACGGGAAUCGCCGAGGUGAUCGUGGAGGCUCUUCGCGCCCAUCCCAAACACAAAAUCGUCCAAAGAAACGGAGCCUGGGCUAUCCGGAAUAUGGUGUCACGAUCGCGCAAUCAGUGCGAGACCUGGAUAUCGUAUGGCGUCGAGGAUCUGCUAAACGCCGCCAUGACGGACCAUCCCAGUGUCGAACAGGACAUUAAAGCGGCGUUGCGAGACCUGGGAUGCAAUGUCCACUUGCGUGAGGAAUGGACGGGCAAAGCAGAAAAAAAGAUCGCCGCCUGAUUAUGGAAUUCCCGUUUCGUAUUUUUGUAUUUAAUUCUAACUUAUUAAUUCAAAAUCAUGCAUUGGCUACCUAACAUAA
Messenger RNA from Drosophila ananassae, 1614 nucleotides. RefSeq names its product armadillo repeat-containing protein 6 homolog. Lineage: Eukaryota; Metazoa; Arthropoda; Insecta; Diptera; Drosophilidae. The coding region runs from base 132 to 1535 and encodes 467 amino acids. The transcript has 2 exons. Gene Ontology annotation, biological process: hematopoietic progenitor cell differentiation. Gene Ontology annotation, molecular function: protein binding. The record is from RefSeq and is a predicted model, not a curated record.